GCUUUCCACGAGAGACAUAGUGCGCGCAUUGGACGUUCUGACAGGUAUCAUUCGGAUAGAUUUCGUUUGGCUGGAGUUUUCCCCAAUUUUCUUUUCCAUAUCAGUCACACAUUCCAGUCGAAAGGGUAGUUUCCACCUGGAAAGGUCAUUUGCUUUUUGUCCCUUGGUCCACUUAUUAACAUGAGCUAUUUAAAUUCGUGGAUUAUUUUAUUCGGGUGUGUCGGUCUGAUUACAGCGCAAGGCUUCUACGGUGGUGCCGGGAAUGGGUUUGGCGGAUAUGGUGGCGGCGGAAGUCCUCAGGGAGGUGGUCCGCAAGGCGGCGGCGGCCAGUACGGUGGUCCUCAAUCGCAGAUGCAGCAGGCAGGCCUCGGGAUGCCUCAGGGUAGAAGUCUGACCAAUAACGGCAAUCCCCAGAUGCCUCAGCAGCCAAAUAUUCAGCCCGGAAGCGGAGGAAUGCCCGUGAUCUUCACGAAUCCGCAGACGGCUGCGGCUGACAAGGCCGCUGCAGCUGGCGUACAGACGCCGCCGAUGACCGCGCCAGGCCAACAACCUUUACCCGGCAGCGGUGCUUCCCCAGUUCCCGUUAAUGCUCCAGUCGGGGCUGCCAAUGCCGUUCCCGCUCCAGGAGCACCGUUACCCGCCGCCAGUGCUUCGAAUCCAUUGUAUGGAAACGGUGUUGCAGUUAUCGGCCUGUACGGGAACCGACCCAGUGACAGUGCAUUUGGGCGCGGCUAUGGCGGUAUGGACGAUCAGUGGGGAAUUGGCGCUGGUUACGGUGGAGCUGGUUACGGCGGAGCUGGUUACGGAAGCAGUGGCUUGUACGGCGGUGGAUUUGACGACUACGGAAUGGGCGGCGGCCCGUACGGUCGGAGCCUGAGCGAUGGUUACGGAAGCGCGGGAUCCGGGGCGUCCCGUUACGACAGCGGCCAGUGGGGCGGCGGCGGUAGCGGUCGGGGUGGUAUGUUCGGUGGUGGACCUGGAGGUGGCCGCGGCGGCGGUGGAGGGUGGAACUUGUAGACUUUUUCUCCUGAAUGGUCUGUGAUGUUUUUGUAAUGGAAGAUUUCCAGUUUAUUUAUAGAGACACUUUAUAUUUUAUCCAAUGCGAAGUAGCUAUGCAAUCUCCCGGUGCUUGUAUAGUUUUACUAACUGGAAUGAUUGCGAGAUGCAGCUUAAGUUGUGCCGCGUACUUCUAACUUGAUUAUUGAAAUUGUGAUUUAAAAUAAGAUGGAAAUCUGAUUAAAGAGCGGAUUUUAACAA
Paramacrobiotus metropolitanus is the source of this 1257-nucleotide messenger RNA. RefSeq lists its product as uncharacterized. Bases 181 to 1017 code for a protein of 278 amino acids. The transcript is spliced from 4 exons. The record is from RefSeq and is a predicted model, not a curated record. NCBI's taxonomy places the organism in Eukaryota, Metazoa, Tardigrada, Eutardigrada, Parachela, Macrobiotidae.